Macrosiphum euphorbiae (potato aphid) is the source of this 390-nucleotide messenger RNA. The record is from the annotation of a GenBank genome assembly. Lineage: Eukaryota; Metazoa; Arthropoda; Insecta; Hemiptera; Aphididae.
AUGUUUAAUUGCGAUCAGUGUCCGUCAGUUUUCACCAUGAAACGCAAUUUGGUCGCACAUCAAAAAAAACAUAUGGGUGUACGUUUUCCGUGCACUGCUUGCCCAUUAACAUUCGCAUACAAAACCGGGCUCAACAAACAUAUGAAGAAUAUUCAUGGUAUCGUAAACGUUCCGGCUCAUUUGAGACCAAUACCCGCUGCGCCGAUCACCGCUCAACCAGCACGACCACCAAGCGUCAUACAGUUCGCGCCUCUUGCCGCUCCGCAGGGAGAUAUUCAAAUCGCGCCGCAGAUAUUUGUACCAGAUGUCCCGGCUGGUGGAUCGAAUGCGGUAUCCGACGAUGAUAUUAUAUGUAUGAACGCAAUGGACGAAUUUGAGGAUACAGGUUAG